Messenger RNA from Pungitius pungitius (ninespine stickleback), 2214 nucleotides. RefSeq names its product homocysteine-responsive endoplasmic reticulum-resident ubiquitin-like domain member 2 protein. The coding region runs from base 301 to 1443 and encodes 380 amino acids. The transcript is spliced from 9 exons. Gene Ontology annotation, biological process: endoplasmic reticulum unfolded protein response. Gene Ontology annotation, molecular function: protein binding. NCBI's taxonomy places the organism in Eukaryota, Metazoa, Chordata, Actinopteri, Perciformes, Gasterosteidae. The record is from RefSeq and is a predicted model, not a curated record.
CUUCAUCAUUGAAUGCGGGAGUCCAACGAAGAAGACUCACACCCCUUGGGCUUCAGUCAGGGCUUGGAGUUAAAGCCAGGCUGCAUAUUUCGGGCGCUGGGAGUAAACAAGGUUCCAGCUGUGUGUCGUCCGUACAACAUGACAGGAAACACCUUGCGGCUCGCAGGUCAGCAACGUCAGACUCGACAAUAACAUUAAAGCUUCGUUCAGAUGUCAGGAACAAACUAGACGAAUCCAGGAGGACUGGAGGCCCAGAUCUCUCUCUCUCUCUCCUCCACGUGAGACAAAUGGUUUUGAGUCAUGGAUCAAGGUGUUGUGGACAGUUCUGUUACCCUUGUCAUCAGGGCACCCAACCAGAAGUACAGUGACCACACCAUCAACUGUUGCCAUAACUGGACUGUGAAGAAACUCAAAGCGCACAUCUCAGAUGUGUACCCAAGCAAACCCAGCUCCAAAGACCAGAGGCUGGUGUAUUCUGGGAAGCUGCUUUUGGAUCACUUUACUCUAAAAGAUGUGCUCAGAAAGCAGGAUGAGUAUCACAUGCUCCACCUGGUGUGCGCCUCCCGAACCCCUCCCAGCUCCCCGAAGCCCCUCCGCAGCCACGGCAACAAGCCUCAGGAGGAGUCGGCCGGUCCCGCGCCCCUCCUAAAUUCUGCCAGUCCUGCCACUGGUCAACACAGCCCUCCAGCAGAGAGCAGUGAUGCACUCAGACAGCGAGCUGGACCCUUCCCUUACCACCAGAUGUAUCCACAAUUUAUGCAAAGCUGGGAUCCGUACUCCCCGCAACUAAUUGCUCCCACAAACAUGCCCGCUCAUGUCAACCCUGUGACCCUGAUGUGGUGGCAGCAGUUGUACGCCCGCCAGUACUACAUGCACUAUCAGUUACUGGCCGCCUCCUCUCAACAUCUCAGGCCGGACCAGCCCUCCACUCACCAGCCCGACUCUCUGAGCCAGCGGCCUCAGGCAGAUCGCCGCGGCAACCCCGAGGUCCAGAUGAACGCCCAGGGAGGCGAGAUCAUGAACGAGGAGGAGCAGAACCGGGAUUGGCUGGACUGGGUGUACACGUUCUCACGCGCUGGGAUCCUACUCAGUAUAGUGUACUUCUACUCCUCCUUCAGCCGCUUUGUCAUGGUGAUGAUGGCCAUGCUAGUGCUUUACCUGCAUCAAGCCGGCUGGUUUCCCUUCAAUCUGGAGAAUGAGCUCCAGCUUCCUGGAGACAGAGGCCAUCAGGACGACAUGGAGGGAGAGCUACAGAACCAGGACCUGCAGGAAAUGGAAGGAGUGAUGGACGACGGCUCGGACGACGAUGGGGAAAGCGGAGAGGAAGGAGCGGAGGACCCUAACAGCGCCCCCAACGCGGGCUUCCUGUCCUCAACGUGGUCCUUUAUCAUAACCUUCUUCAUGUCUCUCAUCCCAGAGGGGCCGCCAAACGCUGCAAACUGAACCACGAGCCGCCACGGUUCUCCACAAGGGCACAACGCAUCCUGCCUGCUUAGGAAACCUGUUUAUGUUGCAGUACAAUAUUAUACUUCCCCACUAGUCCUUUACUACAUAUCCAAGACUUUGAGCCAAAACAUACAUGGCAACUGAUGUGAAGAGAACCGAGGAAAAACGGUCAGAACAUUUUGAACUGUCAAAUGAUCUUAACUUCAGUGAGCGCCAGUAGUCUCUGUAAAUGCAUUGUUUCUGCAUUAAAAAAAGGACAACAGGCACAUUUAUGAAGAUAAACAGCCUUGUUUUUCCUUUGUGUGAAGCUGCAAUGUUUUUUUUAUAGUGGUUGUAUCCAAAUAAGAUAUUUUAUUUUGAGAAAUGGCCACUUUAGUCCAAAAGCUGGAGUCCUGUUAUGCCUGUGAUAGAUAACAUUACUGAUGGAGUUCAUAAAAAUGUGUACUGAUUUCCUUGCCCUUGGCUAAAAGACAGAAGCAGAUAUUUACUUCCUGGAUUAACCUGUAGCUCCACUGUGAGGAGCUCUGGAAGAAUGGAGGUUAUUGUUUUAGGAUUCCCUACAAGAAGAAGAAGGUGUGUGUGUGUGUAUGUGUGAGACAUGGCAUGAGUAACCAAGCGCAGGUGUAUUUAAUAACACAUGAUAGCUGCGUUGUCCAUAGGGGAAGCUGCAUAGCUUGACUCAGACGAUCGUUCAUGUAAUUUUCCUGCUGUGUUUUUCUGACUGACUGUUAAAAAAUGUCUGCUGUGAAUAAAGGUCCGUGAGCUCCC